GCGAUUGUUUUGAACCGUUCUAGAACCGUCCUUUUUGGCUUUUUUCGAAACAAAACAAAGCUAUAUGUUUUAAACUCGGCUAAAAGCUGUUCCGGAGCACCUCCUAGGUGUGAAAGGAAUACAACUAAUUUCAGCUCAAUAAACAGUCCUUUAAGGUAAAGUCGUUGCCGUAAAUAUAGCUGGUGGGCUCGUUUUACAAUAGGAAAAAUCGGGUGUCCCACUUUCAAUGCUCACGACUGUAUAUGGCAAAAAAAGGUGUGACGUCAGGUGACCAUUGGCAUUCUAAUGUAAGCUGUCCCCAGGCUCACAUUCCUUCAGAGUAUCAGAAUAAAAUAGACGGUCUUUACCUCUUUCAAAACAUUCUUGAUCCAAACAAUUUAAGCAUAAAAUCUUGAAUGAGGGACUAUUUUAUUAGGUAUAUAUAUUUUUUAGGUAUUCCCGGCUUGAUAUCGCGAGGGCGUAUCGAUGUGUAUAUCGAUCGAUAAGCCCUUUUCUAUAAAUCAAACUAACCUAACCUACAAAAAGACGUCGAGGCAAAAAGUUCAAAAACAAAAAUCAAAAAGUUCGUCAUGAGGGUCACACCAAAACAACAAUUCAAUAAAGUCCUCAACUUUCUUCACAGGGGUUUCGUCUACACUUGCGUCGGAGUAACAAUUUGGAGCACUUCGGUCCUAGGAUACAGAUUCUUCAAAUAUAUGACUGUCACGAGGCCCCAGUAUAUAGAACAAAGAAAAUUAGCCGAGAGAAGUUUACUAGCUGAAGGAUCUUCCGAGAAUUUAAAAGACAUUGCUGCAGACAUCAUUCAAUAACAUGAAUUAUAAUAAUUUUUAGUAGUUCUUAUAGAUUGAAGGAUUGUUAUUGAUAAUAUAUUUGUCUCUAAUUGAUAGCUAUUAAUAAACCAUAAUUAGGUAUAGAUUUUUUUUUUCUUAAUUUAAAAUUUAAGCAGUAUUUUACUUAGUAUUAAAUAUUGUUACACCAACAUCAUUUGUGCUAUCUAAGUAUACCUUCAAUUUAAUUUCAAAUAGAUAAGAAAUUUUCAAUUUAUAAACUCCCGCUUUAAAUUGAACUUAUCAAGUCCCCUCGUACUUAGCAGCAGGAUUUAGGCAACCACGAACAAUCCUGCUGUUUUUAAACAAUAAUUUUAACUGUAACCCUGUAAGCAGGAAUCAAAGAUGGCGUUGAAGGUUAAUGGUGGGCCUUCUUCCUGAAUUUAAAGGUUUUUUUUUUUGGUUUUUAUGAAAAUUCAAUGCAGCAAGAUGAGUUCGAGAAGGCGUAAUGGAGAAGUUACUCACAUCAAAAUCCAAAAUUCGGGCGACUUCUACGAUUUGUACGGCGGAGAAAAAUUCGCUACCCUUUCCGAGCUGGUGCAGUACUACAUGGAAAAACAAGGGCAACUAAAGGAAAAAAAUGGCGAUGUCAUUGAGCUUAAGUAUCCAGUGAACUGUGACGGCCCCACUACAGAAAGGUGA
Molecule: messenger RNA, 1469 nt
Organism: Ceutorhynchus assimilis (cabbage seed weevil)
Lineage: Eukaryota; Metazoa; Arthropoda; Insecta; Coleoptera; Curculionidae
Source: the annotation of a GenBank genome assembly